Daldinia decipiens is the source of this 1222-nucleotide messenger RNA. RefSeq lists its product as uncharacterized. The transcript is spliced from 2 exons. Bases 23 to 613 code for a protein of 196 amino acids. Lineage: Eukaryota; Fungi; Ascomycota; Sordariomycetes; Xylariales; Hypoxylaceae. The record is from RefSeq and is a predicted model, not a curated record.
AUCAGAUCAUAAUUCAUUUUUGAUGCCACGCGAAAAGCUAAUGCCACAGUGGUUCUUUCCUCCCCUACCCCCCUUUUCCCACCCUCGUCUUCCAAAGAGGGCUGGCUGGUCACGUUUCCUACAGGGAGCACACCCUUUCGCAGUUCCUAGCAGGUUUUUAUUUUAUUUUAUUUUAUUGCUUCUUUUUCAGGGUACCCACGCCCGAGGCUUGUUCCUCGGUGGGUUGGUAGGUACAUAUGGAUUAUGUACAUUAGGUACCACAUAUGUUGGACCUUGUCGGCCGGGGAGAAGGCCAAAAGGGGGAGCUGGGCCCGCUGCUGUAAGCCCGUACGAACAGGCGGAAUGGGAAAGCAUAGGGCCCACUCGGAGAUACGAAACCGGGCUACCAGAAGUCGUUACGGCCGGUAGCGCUGCUGGAAUCAGGAAAGCUGUGCUGCGAGAUAUACUGUAUGGGGUCGUGUAUGUACGUAUGUAUGUACGUGUGUAUGUAUGUAUGACAUGUAGGCUGACUGCAGCUUCGAAACCACGUUGCACGAUGCUGUCAGCUAUUACCUACGCUACGGAGCCUGUGUCUCGAAGCCAUGUGUGCGCCACACGACACAUCUCGCGGUAGGUGAGACGAAGGUAAGUAGUAGUAGUUAUUGUUGUAGUUGUUGUUGUUUGCGCCAUUCCCCGCCAGCCCCUCGUCUCCUAUUCGCUGCCGUGCGUUGAAUAUACCUAGACUGCCUCAUAUAUACGCCGUCUCCCCGCCGCCGCGCCUCGUGAGGGCAUAGAAAUUAUUGACUGACUGACAUAUGUUGAGACGGACACACAACAUAUUUUCGUGCGUGUAGUGUAAGAGUCGUAGACGGCGGGACAGGUUGGGUUGGGUUAUGCGCCGAAGAACUCCCGCGUAGUUGAUGUUGAACCCAUACAUAGUACACACACACACACACACACACACACAUGGGAGAGGCGUCUUAACUCCGUGCCCUGCUGGAUCUUGGUUUCCAACCCCUUCCCAAUCGCAGGGGUUCAGAUUGCGUGUGUGUGGGUUGAUGAUACCUAUCCCACGACAACACAACCUCUGCCCCCCCUCCUGAGCUUACGUAUGUUAGGCAGAGGUAUUGGUUGGUGGGGAAAAGGCAGGGCGUAUUUCGCCGGGGGCGGGGGGUUGUGAUGGAGAAAGGAAAAGGGCAAAUGCGUAGGUUACUUUGUAUAUUAUCGAUAAUAAUCCCAUCUU